Messenger RNA from Archocentrus centrarchus (flier cichlid), 2976 nucleotides. RefSeq lists its product as uncharacterized. Gene Ontology annotation, biological process: cytokine-mediated signaling pathway. Lineage: Eukaryota; Metazoa; Chordata; Actinopteri; Cichliformes; Cichlidae. Gene Ontology annotation, cellular component: external side of plasma membrane. The transcript is spliced from 10 exons. The record is from RefSeq and is a predicted model, not a curated record. Bases 205 to 1344 code for a protein of 379 amino acids. Gene Ontology annotation, molecular function: protein binding; cytokine receptor activity.
GCGAAAGCAGAAUUAAGACACGGGCAGACCUCUCUCUCUUCUCCUCUGAAAAACCGUAACCGCCAAAUAGUCUGGGCACCAGGGGACCCCAUUUCAGAGCGGCACUACUUUUUUUUGUUUUUUUGUUUUUUUGCGCUUCUCACAUUAAAGGCUGAGGAAAACAGAAACUUUAAGGAGUAAAACUGAAGUCACGGGAUAAACAAGAUGUUUCCAAGUUUGUUGCUUUUAAGCUGCCUGUUUCUAACGGUUGAAUACAAUCAUGGUCAAGUCUUACCACCGCGAAAUGUGUCCCUGUCAAGGAUUGAUGACUUUGAUCACGCAUUGUCCUGGCUACCACCAAGGAAUCAUAAAGGGUGCAAGUAUAUAGUGGUUACAAAUUCUGGAAGAAGCUCAAAAACUUUGAAUAAUUUUAUGAAGCUGCACAGGGAAAUGGAAGGAGGCGUUCUAAAUGUGUCUAUCAGCAGUAAAUGUAAUAACUCAGAGAGUAAACCAUUGGUCAUCAGUGAAACAAACCCAGAUCUGGUGAUGGAUUUUCAUUGCUACGUCCAUUCCCCCACCCAAACCAACUGCUCUUGGUCACCAACCAGCGUCACUCCAGAUCUCCACAUGUUCUAUCGGUACGUGGUCGAGGGUGAAGGUGAAGGUUCCGAUCAACUGGAAAUAAAAGAAUGCUCAUCGUAUAUUUACACUGAUGGCAUGAAGACUGGUUGCUUUUUGCCAGUGACUUCAAAGCAUUCCAUCAACAUCUUGUUUAAUGCAACACUGAACAACAAAACUGUCAGGAACACCUUCUGCAGAGACCUUAUCAAGUUUGUGAGACCACCACCCCUUACCUGGAGAGUCGAGAAAAUUGGGGAUGGAUUUAAUAUUAGCUGGGACGCUCCUGAAGUGCUUGAUUUGGACCAAUGGACAUUUAUAAUAAAUUACACGAGAUGUAAUGAAGACAAGAUAAUAAUCAAAAGAGCAGUGACAUCACUUCAGCUGUCCCGGGCCUCUCACUGUAAGUACAGCAUGGCUAUCAAAGCAGAGAGUGGAGAAAAUGGAGAGACACCGUGGAGCGACAAAAAGUAUUUUGAUGCAGAUGCAGGCUCCUAUGUAUUAGUGUGUCUUGCUGUUAUAAUCCCACUAGUGAUCGCUACCCUGACAGUCCUGACUGUUAUGUGUUACCAGAAAAACAAGGCUAAUAUCUUCCCCAAAGUACCAGAGCCUCGGGAUCUCCUCAGCGAUAUUUGUGAAAACAACAAUAAGAUCACCCUGUGCAACUUUAAGGUCCCACCAAUGGAAGAAGACAGCUGUAAAAUUGCUCUUGUGAUAGAUCCCCAAAUCAGCAAGCCGGACAGCUGACAAGUGCCCGAUACUGCCUGAAAUUUCCAAAGAAGGAAAAAAAAAAACAAAAAAAAAACGGUGGAAGCUGCUGCUGCUUUAUCACUCAGUGUGCAGUACAGCUAAAAUCUAACUUCAUGAGGCUUAUGUGCUGUGAAAUGUUACAUUGUAUGACAUCCUUAUCGAGUGACAUACCAAAUAUACUAGCUUUUUAAGUUAAUUUCAUAUUCACAUCAAUACUCCAGUAUCAUUUUGAUUCCUUAUCAUGUUUUGUUUACACACUGAAGUGGUUCCCUUUUUUGGAAAUGCUGUCAGUUACACAAUCAAGCAUCCAAUGACAUCCAUUUUAGUACAAGAUGACAGUUUGAUAGACUGCGUUGAAUAAGGCCUGUAUUGCACUGGUGAGACUCCUCUGGACCCCGCUGCUGCUGCCAGAGAUGCAAUAAGGACGACUGCAACCUUAUCAACAGACAGUGGUAAUGGACGGCCAUGAGCUGGGCAUGGAGUCGCAUCGAGUGUUUGUAAACAUUUGCAGUGAGUCAUUCAUAUCACUGCGGAAGAAUUUUGGCCCACUCUUCUUUGCAGAAUAGUUUUAAUUCAGCCACAAUGGGGGGUUUUCGGGCAUGAAGGGCCCAUUUAAGGUCAUGCCAAAGCAUCUCAGUUGGAUUUAUGUCUGGACUUUAACCCGGCUACUCCAUUUCGGUUCUCUUGACCUACUAAGAGGUAGAAUUGCCGCUGUGUUUUGGUCCAAUGUCCUGCUGCAUAUCUGAAGUGCCCUUGAGCUUCAGGGCACAAACUGAUGGUCAGACAUUCUCCUUCAGGUUUUUCUCGUAAAGAGCAAAAAAGCAGCCUCAGACCAUCGCGCUGUCACCACCAUGUUUAACUCGAGGUGUGAUGUUCUUUUUAUGAAAUGCUGCGUUCGCUUUAUGUCAGAUGUAACGGAGCUCAGACCUUCCAAAAAGCUUAGCUUUUGUCUCAUCAGUCCACAGAAUAUUUUUCCCAAAAAUCUCGGGAAUCACCAUAUGUUAUGUUUCUUGGCAAAUCUUAGACGAGCCUUUGUGCUUUUUUUGGCCAGCAGCGCCUUUCUCCUCGGAGCUCUCCCAUGGGUGGCCUUUUUGCCCAGUCUCUUUCUUAUUGUUGACUCAUGAACUCUGAGCUUAACUGAGGCGAGUGAGGCCUGCGGUUCUUUAGUUGUUGUUCUGGGUUCUUCUGUGAACUCCUGGAUGAGUUGUCAGUGCGCUGCGGCCUCUCCUGCGAAGGUUCACCACUGUUCCAAGUUUUCUCCCUGAAACAUGAAACUGUGACCAAUAUUUCACACUUUUUCACAGCACUGUACGUCUCCCACCUGUAGUCCCAAUGAUGUCUUAAUGUUUUUUCUUUAUAUUUGUAAAUAUAUGAGUUUUGCGGUGAGGUAUUAAUAUGGCACACUUACUGAUUAGUUGUGUAGUGGGCACUGUUUCUGUCAUGUAAAGUUAAACAACACAAUAACUGCAUUAACUGGCGUUAUUUUAUAGCUGGCUUGUGUGCCGCACAUAAGAAACAAAGACAUAUCCUUUUAUUACCUUUAUGUCUUAAGACUGAAAUUAGAGGUUGUAGUGAAUGUAUGACACAGUUGCCUAUUACAGUAAGAAAACAAAACAAAAGAAGCAGAAA